AUGUUGCAUCGAUUAGCCUGGACCGACUGGCCCGGAUUGAUAUCGGGUAAAUCCGUGCCAAUCUCUCCGCAUAGUGCUGCAAACAACCAGGGUCUUAAUUCAGCUUGGGGAAAAAUCAGACGUUCACACGAGGUGUUUUGGAACUGUCAUUUUGAGGAUAUUCCACGGUUUCCCACUUCCUCGCUGUUGCAGUUUUGCUUCUCGCUGCAGCGCUCCCAUCAAGAAUCUGUCACAAUGUCCACCUCGUUGGACUCUAAGAAAAGCGUCGCUGGUUUCUUGAAAAGAGACAUCAAUGCCAAACACGCAGAGGUGCUCCUGUACGGGUGCUGUCUGAGCUCUGGCCUUGUGGAUAGCACACUCUACAAUGCCUACAACACGUUCGUCUCGAUGCAAACGGGAAACACCAUUUUUGUCGGCCUGGGCGCGUCAAACCAGAAUCUUAAGCCAUACGGCUGGGCGCGGUCUCUCACCUCGAUCGGAUGCUUCGUCAUCGGCUGCUUUCUCUUCGCCCGACUGAACCGUCUUCUCGGACCGAGACGCAGAGUAACACUAGUCCUCUCUUUCCUUCUACAGGUCGCUAUGCUGGUAAUCACUGCGUCCUUGGUACAAAGCGGCGUGAUCGCUGGAAUCCCCUCGAACCCUGCUUCGAGCGAGACACAUUGGAGCCAGGAAGCGCCUAUCGUGCUUUUGAGUAUCCAGUCUGCAGGUCAGAUCGUCGCUAGUCGGGCGUUGGGGUUCAACGAGAUCCCUACUGUGGUCAUUACCAGUCUUCUCUGUAAUCUCGUGUCGGACCCAAAGCUGUUUCUCCUUCGCAACGAGAAGCGGGACCGACGAAUGGUAGCGUUCGUUCUGACACUGAUCGGUGCAAUUGCGGGAGGAUGGAUCACCAAGGCGACACGCGAUAUCUCGCCUGUGCUGUGGAUGGCUGCUGGACUAAAGUUGAUAAUUUCUGUUUCCUGGAUAUUCUGGAGAGAGAACGAGGGGGCAAGUGCAGUAUAA
Aspergillus fumigatus Af293 is the source of this 999-nucleotide messenger RNA. RefSeq names its product DUF1275 domain protein. Bases 1 to 999 code for a protein of 332 amino acids. The transcript has 3 exons. The record is from RefSeq and is a predicted model, not a curated record. Lineage: Eukaryota; Fungi; Ascomycota; Eurotiomycetes; Eurotiales; Aspergillaceae.